Messenger RNA from Humulus lupulus (European hop), 1039 nucleotides. RefSeq lists its product as uncharacterized. NCBI's taxonomy places the organism in Eukaryota, Viridiplantae, Streptophyta, Magnoliopsida, Rosales, Cannabaceae. The record is from RefSeq and is a predicted model, not a curated record. Bases 97 to 1014 code for a protein of 305 amino acids. The transcript has 5 exons. Gene Ontology annotation, cellular component: cytosol. Gene Ontology annotation, molecular function: holo-[acyl-carrier-protein] synthase activity; magnesium ion binding.
GAGUCUCACUUCUCUAAGACUUGUUGAAAACAUAACGGCCUGAAUAUUACCAACCAAACGAAACCUUCUAAACACCAUUUUUCUUUUUCAUUGCAGAUGGAAUUGGAAAGAGGAGUUCAGAGGUGGGCAGUUGACAUUUCAAAUUGGGACCCAAAUGCCCAAAAAUUUUCCUUUGCUCUCUCUCUUCUACCUCCCACUUUCAACCACCACACCUCCAUUACCAGAUUUGUUGGACUGGAAGAUAGAAAGAGGGCACUUGUGAGCCGGCUACUUCAGUAUGCUCUUGUACAUCAAGUGUUGGGAAUUCCUUAUGAUGAAAUUGUGAUCGAGCGCACACUGGAAGGGAAACCAUACCUGGAAUAUGGGAAUGUUUGUGAAGAAUUCCCCAAUUUCAACUUUAAUGCAUCGCAUCAUGGUGACUAUGUGGCUAUAGCUUCUGAACCUUUAUGUCUUGUGGGGUUGGACAUUGUGUCUCUUGUCAUUCCCUGGAAAGAGACAGUUGAAGAUUUUAUUCAAAGUUUCGCCUCUUAUUUUUCGAGUUUAGAAUGGGAUAAUAUAGUUUCUGCUGGCACUAGUGAUGAUAUUUUGGUUGAGUUUUUUAGAUAUUGGAGUCUGAAAGAGGCUUAUGUCAAAGCAUUAGGAAGUGGAGUAUCAUACGACUUGGAAAAAGUGGAGUUUCAUCACAGUAACUGGAGAAAUAUUUCUGUCAAAAUUUCUGGGAGGGAUAUGCCAGAGUGGAGAUUUUGGCUUUCUGAGCUAGGAAAAGGACAUCUGGUAUCGGUAGCAAGGGGUCACCCAAGAUCAGCCACUGAGAGUUACAAGAAAACACUAAAAUGUACAGAGCUUGAUGAAGAGGAAUACAGUAAAGGUCUGCAUCUUCCAAACGUAGAUUUUGUCUUUCUAACUGUAGAAGAAGUCAUUCAAAUUUUAUGUAAAGAAGUUGACAGCAUACCCAGAAUUCCUAAUGCCAAUAAUUUAGAGGAAACAGGUGAUGUACAGUUACCAGCAUUGUAAUACAGUGAAAUUCAUUUACAGAACA